This is a messenger RNA of Acipenser ruthenus (sterlet), 5142 nucleotides long. RefSeq names its product LON peptidase N-terminal domain and RING finger protein 3-like. The coding region runs from base 358 to 2616 and encodes 752 amino acids. The transcript has 12 exons. Gene Ontology annotation, molecular function: protein binding. The record is from RefSeq and is a predicted model, not a curated record. NCBI's taxonomy places the organism in Eukaryota, Metazoa, Chordata, Actinopteri, Acipenseriformes, Acipenseridae.
UAGCACAGCUACUAAAUAUCAUUCAGUCAAUACCUUCACAACUAUUUAGAAACUACACCAACAAUAAAACACACAUUACUUCAGACACGCAGACAGCAGGACUCAAAACAAUGUUACAAAACGGGAGAUGUUUUGUAACAGUCUUACAGACCUGGCCAAUGAGAAGAGCUGAGCGGGGCCACGUGGUGGACUUUAUAUAACAUUUUUUUCCCCUUAAGCUCAAUACCUACAGCUGUGCGAUGGAUCUUGUGUAUGUUCAUGAACUAAAUAGGGGGACAAGGGAGACCAAAAUGAAUGAAAUCGUGUCACGUCUUAACAAACUGUUAACACUGGAGUAAGCAUCGUCCUAGCUCCGCGAUGGGCACGGAGAACAUGGAAAGCAAUGUGAUGCUGGAGCUCGCUGCUGAAGCUUUCCAGGCAAGAAACUUUGAGCUGGCUGCGGAGAUCUACGAAUGCCAGCUACGGGAUUUCAGCGACCCUGCUACGCAACUGGAACUGCUCUUGAGGAGGGCAGACGCGCUAGCUUUCGGGGGCAGCUUGAGCGAAGCGUUCGAGAUCUACCAGAAAGCAUCCAAACUCCAGAGGCUGCGACCGGCGCAGCUGGAGAAUCUGACCGAGUGCCUGCUUGGCAGCAUCAGGAGCAAAGAGGGACUGAGCGCUCAUAAGAAUCAACAGGAGCACGGCACUAGCAGCUGCAGCGGCGUGUACGGUGCGUUCACUUGCAGGAUAUGCCUGGGGUUCCUGUACGAGCCGGUCACGCUGCCGUGUGGACACACGUACUGCAGGAUCUGCCUAGAGAGAGAGAAGGAAAGACCGCUGGUCUGCAAGCACUGCAAAGACAGCACGAAGCUCUGGGAUGUGCACGGCUACAGAAUCAACGUGGUUCUCUGCAACCUGUUAGCGAAGUGGUUUCCGUCGCAAGUGCAGGCAGUGAGACUGAGACACGAAGGGAAUGCUUUGUACGCGGAGAAAAACCUGGAAGCGGCGCUGGAAAAGUAUAAUGAAGCAAUACAAUUAGCUCCCAGGGACCAUGUGCUGUUCAGUAACCGAUCACAGAUAAACUCCAGCUUGAAGAACUAUGAAGAUGCACUAAGCGAUGCCGAGGUGGCAUGUAAACUUCAACCGCUUUGGCUAAAGGGACACUUACGGAAAGCACAAGCCCUGACGAUUCUCAGGAAAACAGAGGAAGCUUUAACUGAAUACCUGUUCUGUAUUGCCUUGGAACCAGAAAGCAAGAUGGCAAAAUGUGAAGCACAAAAGCUGCUGAUUGAUCUGUUCUCGCCAGUCCCGGAUAACGUCCAGGAGAGAAUUCCCGACUGCAUGCGUUUACUGUCGCCUCGAGCCAGAUUAAAGGGAAACACCUUGAACACUUUGAGUGAAAGCAGCAGCACACCAAGAUCAUACAAGGACUGUAAGAAGAGAAACGACAGCGCAAUGUCACCGGAGGAAUCACAGUCAUCUUUGUCUGUUGUUGAUGUACCGUGGGCGAAGCCUCCUUGCUGUGAAGACCAGGGCAAAGUCAAGUACUUUUCACAAGAGUAUCGGCCGCCUGCGUUUGACACAAGCUGCCUUCUAAAGAGGAAACACAGCGUGGAGGAGGAAGACAAGGGAGAGAGUUUUGAAAGAUCCUGCAAAUAUAUGAAGCAAGAGACCACAUCCACGGCGCCGAAGACAGCGACAGCCACGUGGUGCUCUGUCCCAAGUGACCUGAUUGACCCCAGUGACCUGGAGUGCUCGUUGUGUAUGAGACUGUUCUAUGAACCUGUGACAACUCCCUGCGGCCACACCUUCUGUAUGAAAUGUCUGGAGCGAUGUCUGGACCACAACUCCCAGUGCCCGCUGUGCAAAGAGAGGCUCUCUGAGUACCUGGCCCAGAGGAAAUACAGCAAGACCCUGCUGAUGGAGGGCCUCAUAGAUCACUACCUGCAGGAGGAGCUCGUGGAGAGGAGGAAAGUUCAUGAGGAGGAAAUCGCUGAUCUGUCCAAUUUGAAUAAGAACGUGCCUAUCUUCGUGUGCACCAUGGCCUUCCCCACUGUACCCUGCCCCCUGCACAUCUUCGAGCCCUGUUACCGGCUCAUGAUUCGGAGAUGCAUGGAGACCGGCACCAAGCAGUUUGGAAUGUGCAUCACUGAUCCCGUCAAAGGGUUUGCAGAUUACGGCUGCAUUCUUGAGAUCAGGAACGUGGAGUUCUUCGCAGACGGCCGCUCUGUGGUCGACACCAUCGGGAAGAGGAGGUUUAAAGUGGUUGAGCAACACCAGCGCGACGGCUACAACACUGCGGAUAUCGAAUACCUGGAGGACAAGAAGGUGGAGGGGGAGGCACAUGCAGAGCUGCUGUCGCUCCAUGACGCAGUGUACAACCAGUCCUUCACGUGGUUCAACUCCCUCAAACCAGAACAGAAGGAGCGGAUCACCGGGCACUUCGGACCAAUGCCGGACAAGGAACCCGAGCCACAGGUCAGCCCCAAUGGUCCCUCCUGGUGCUGGUGGCUACUGGCGGUCCUGCCCUUGGAGGGUCGUGCUCAGCUGCCAUUCCUGGCCAUGACAUCGCUCAGAGAGCGUCUGAUCGGCAUCCGCAGAGUGCUGUCCUUCAUGUCCCGCGGCCGCGCCCGCUGACCGCCCACUGCCGUGUGUUCCUCUUAUUUUACUUUUUUUUUAUGAGACUAAAAUUGUAUCCCUGUACAGCCUUGUGUAAAAAAACUACCAAUGGCAGGAUUCCUGCUGGUUUUAUCAAAUUCUUAAGAAAUGCAAAAAAAAAAAGAGAGAAAUAAAUAAAAGAAACUCUUUCAGUUCUUAUCGCUGGGAUUGGAUACUGAUUAUCUCCACCGUGCUUCCAGUCCGUGUGCUUUAAUAUACAAUGCAAAGCUUUCCGUGUGGAUCUGGGAUCUGUGGUUGUGUUGAGUAGGUUGUGUACUGUGUGUCCAGGCUCUUACUGUACACUGGAACUCAUAGUCCAGCCUCUUACUGUAUAACGGAGCACAGUCUCCCCUUCCUUCUGGAGAGGAUCACUGUCAAACCCCGACCGGGCUUCCUUCUUUUCUUAUUACAGACACAGUAACGUUUUACCAACUCUGUUUAUUCCUGUGUAGCACUAACUGUGUAACCAGCAACUUGUUAGAAGCAGACGCAGCGCUGGUUUUAGACAGGCAGCCUGUAUAGGAAUACUCCUUCUACAGAAACAACUGGCAGAACUCACAGCUGUUUGAAAACACACUGAAUAAUGGAAGUAAAAUCUAUACAGCAUUCAGCCAUUUCCUGCUACCAUCAGUUUAAAAGAAGAAGACAUUAGAAUUGUGUUAACAUAGGUAAUAUAAACAGCAGUACAUUGUAACAGUUAUAAAAGUGGGGCAGACACCUAACAUUGAAACACAUGCGUAUGAAUCACGAUUGAACAGCAGUCAUUUCCAUGCAGUAAUUAAUUCCCUGUAGUAGAAAGGGGGUGAUAGUGGACUGUUUUAACAAAUUCAAUGCAUGUUCUUCAAUAGGUGUCCUUGCUCCUAUUACCUCCUGUUAAAGCUGUGCAGAAUCUCCUUGCUCGGUGUUAUUUGCUUAUGUGCAGUACAGCCACACAGGCUGCCCUUGUAUGUGAGUGGAAUUGCAUGGGCUUCGAAGGCAGCUAGUCUUGUGGAAGCAGUUUACUUCUGCAGCUGUGUCUCAUUACAGAGGAAACAUCGCUACAAUAUACACUUAAAGCACUCCACAUAAAGCAAUGCAUUUGGUCUUGUCUGUAAAUCUGUAUACUUGAAAUAAGUCAAUGAAUGACAGGCCAUUAGUACAGUAUUGCCAUCUGUGGACAGCUUUAUGACAGAAAACCUUUGAUUUCCACUGCUGAUGAUUUAGACUGAAAUGAAAUUUUUCUUUUUUUUUUUUUUUUUAAAUCUUUCAAUCACAUUCCAUAACCAGAUAAAAGAGCAGAGUGCUGGCCAUUGUUGACUUGCUAAACCCAGAGAAACCAGCUGCUGAGCUGGUCUCUUAAACCAGUGCUAUUGUGCAAGGAGAGCUUCUCAGGCACAACACUGAAACCCAUCCUACACCUGCCAGGCACCCUGGGAAACUACUCCUGGCAUGCUCAUGCUUUCUGAAGACAACUGUAAGAGGCUUCUCCCUGUCCACAGUACCUGCUUUGUUUUGCAUUCAGGAGCUGUGAUUCUCCCUAGGUCCUCUCAGUGCUGUCCACAGUACCUGCUUUGUUUUGCAUUCAGGAGCUGCGAUUCUCCCUAGGUCCUCUCAGUGCUGUCCACAGUACCUGCUUUGUUUUGCAUUCAGGAGCUAUGACCGUUCCUUUAGUCCUCACAGGUGCUGAAUUAAAAACGAGAGGGGGUCUGAUCUGUGGAUGUUCAGCAUCGCAAAGUCUCCUUACGGUUUCAUUUUAGGAACUCCUCAUUGACUUCCACCUCGAGUGAUGACAUGCAUUCUGUAUGUUUGUUUGUAGUGCCUUAGUUGUAUUUUUUUUACCAUGUAAUGCCCAGAACUCUGCACACUCAGUUCAAAGGUGUGUUAAAUGUUGUUCCAUUGUUAAUCUACUCUAUAGUCUGUCUUAACUUCAGUUGUUAUUAGAACGGUUGUGUUGUGUUUUCUUAGAUGUAUUUUUAUAUACUGCAUGUACAGUAUAGUCUGUACAUGUAGACCCUGUAUAAUUAGGCAGCAGGCACUGGGUUGGAUUCUUUGUUGACCCUUGGUGUCUUGUUUGUAAAAUUCUAGUACAGUUGCUCCUGCCUCAUAAUCAUGUUUAACUUGUGAACAGAGAUUCUGUGUGUAUCAAACAGAACAGGCGUUAACCCAAACAAACAGAAAUAGGCUGCUGGACUUGUUUAAAUUAUUGCAUCAUUAAAAUCCAAACUUUUUACCUUAAAGUUGCAUCUCAGAUUGUGGUACAGCUGAACUACCUCUAUGAUACAAGCAUUGAGUUCUUCCACAGUAUCUUUAAAUCAAAGGGAAUGGUUUGAUCUGUAUGUAUACUGCAGACGGCUCUGUAUAUUCUGCCUGUGGUUGUGUAUUAUUGUGUAACUGCUGACUCCAGGGUUGAAUGUAUGUAAUGUAUGUAUUACUGGGGUUUCUUGUUCAGUCCUCAUUGAGGCACAGUAACCAGGAGUUCAAUGUGUGUCACACUGUGUGAAAAUGUGCAGCAAAGUAAAAAAAAAA